CUCUGUAUAAUCCUGAUGGAGGAGCACAUCUCCAUCUGUUUGUGCUCAAUACAGACGCAGACCUGCAGCACCAUCAUCUUCAUCACUCGCCGGAAGUGAGAAGGGAAAGGACCGGGUUUCUCUGAUCAGACCGCGUCGCGUGCAUCGCUUCUGAAUGAACACAUUCUCCGGGAUUCUGCACUGGACCUGACUGGAAGCAUGGACAGAGCGCUGAAUAGUGUUAGAGUGACUCCUGACCUUCAUCAGUAGCUUCACCCAUCAUCAUCAUCAGCAGCAGCAGCUGCAGCAUCAGGACCUGCUCAGUCCAGACGGCGAAACCGAAACGCGUUUCUGCUGGAGUGUGUCCGUGGCGGGCCUCCGUCGCGAUGGGCGAGAACGUGUCGAAGCGGCUGAAGCUAAUCACCGGCUCCGAGGCAGAGAUGGAGGAGCGCAGCUUCAUCAACCCGUUCCCGGACUGGGAUCAGAGCCUUUGCGUGUCCUCAGACCCAGAAGAACACAGCGGAGGGAACGAGCCGUGUGAUGCCGACGGAAAGAUCAGUGAUGCCUUUCAGAAGAAGGUGCAAAGCAAGAUCAAAGAUCUUCUCCAACAGAUGGAGGAGGGCCUGAAGACUGCAGAUCCACAUGAUUUCUCCACCUACACGGGCUGGACAGGCAUCGCCCUGCUGUACCUGCAGCUGUAUCGAGGGACACAGGACGCCUCGCACCUGCAGCGCGCUCUGGAUUACAUCAAACGUGCGCUGAGGAACCUGAACGGCCGGCGCGUGUCCUUCCUGUGUGGAGACGCCGGGCCGCUCGCUGUAGGAGCAGUGCUUCAUCAUCUCUUAAAGAACCAGAGCGAGUCCCAGGACUGCCUCACCAAACUGCUCCAGCUCCAGCGCUCCGUGCUCAGCACAGACUCCGACGCUCCGGACGAGCUCCUGUACGGACGAGCAGGAUACCUGUACACCCUGCUGUAUGUUCACACAGAGAUCGGGCCGCACGCGCUGGACCAGGCCACCAUCACCACGGUGGUGACAGCUAUUCUGGAGUCAGGGAAGAAGCUGUCUAAAGAGCAGAAGAAGUCUGAGCGCUGUCCGCUGCUGUACGAGUGGCAUCAGAAGCAGUAUGUGGGAGCAGCUCACGGCCUGGCAGGCAUUUACUACACACUCCUGCAGCCGAGUGCUAAAGUCAGUGAGGAGACUCUGAAUGAGCUGCUGCGGCCCAGUGUGGAUUACGUGCGGCACAAGAAGUUCCGCUCGGGCAAUUACCCAUCAUCCCUCAGCAACGAGACGGACAGACUGGUGCACUGGUGCCACGGAGCUCCUGGAGUGAUACAUAUGCUCAUCAUGGCUCAUAGAGUCUUCAGGGAGGAGAAGUACCUGCGAGACGCAGCUGAGUGUGGAGAGGUUAUUUGGCAGAGAGGUUUACUGAGGAAGGGUUAUGGACUCUGUCACGGCACUGCGGGGAACGGAUACGCCUUCCUCUCGCUCUACCACGCCACACAGGACAAGAAGUACCUGUACCGGGCCUGCAAGUUUGCUGAAUGGUGUCUAGACUACGGGACUCACGGCUGCCGCAUUCCUGACCGGCCGUAUUCCCUCUUCGAAGGUAUGGCAGGAGCCAUCCAUUAUCUCUCAGAUGUCCUCCAGCCUGACGGCUCUCGAUUCCCUGCUUUUGAACUUUGACCUGUUGUAGGAGGCACAGACUGUUACUCCUUCAUGAGGAGCGUCAGCUGCUUUCACAGCAGUUAGAUCUGGACGGACCCUUUAAAGUGAAGAAAACGAUUUCCUCCUCAUCUUGGAUGUAAUUACCAACAACGCCGCCUUGAGUUCACUCCUCGUGGCUCGUCUUUAUCAGUGUGCUGCUGUUGUUUGGACAGUAUCUAAUGCUAAUAUAUGGUUUUGUUUUAGUUAGUAUCUGUAUAUCUCACAGCUGCAUGUGUGUUACCUCUGUGAUGUGUGUCACACACUGCAGUGCUGGUCCUGUGUGAACACGUCUGUGUCUUUCUCUUUCUCUGAGCGUGAGGAUCAACACGUGCUCAUGUCAGAAUCCAGCAGCUAACACAGUGUUGUUGUCCAGUCUGCGCUGUCUGUGUGUGUGUGUGUGUCUGAGUGUGUGUGUGUGUGUGUGUGUCUCUGAGUGUGUGUGUGUGUGUGUGUCUCUGAGUGUGUGUGUGUGUGUGAGAGUGUGUGUGUGUGUGUGUGUCUCUGAGUGUGUGUGUGUGUGUGUGUCUCUGAGUGUGUGUGUGUGUGUGUGAGAGUGUGUGUGUGUGUGUGUGUGCGUGUCUCUGAGUGUGUGUGUGUGUGUGUGUGUGUGUGUCUCUGAGUGUGUGUGUGUGUGUGUGUGUGUGUGUGUGUGUGUCUCUGAGUGUGUGUGUGUGUGUGUGUGUCUCUGAGUGUGUGUGUGUGUGAGAGUGUGUGUGUGUGUGUCUCUGAGUGUGUGUGUGUGUGUGUGCGUGUCUCUGAGUGUGUGUGUGUGUGUGAGAGUGUGUGUGUGUGUGUGUGUGUGCGUGUCUCUGAGUGUGUGUGUGUGUGUGUGUGUCUCUGAGUGUGUGUGUGUGUGUGUGUCUCUGAGUGUGUGUGUGUGUGUGUGUGUGUGUGUGUGAGAGUGUGUGUGUGUGUGUGUGUGUGUGUGUGUGCGUGUCUCUGAGUGUGUGUGUGUGUGUGUGUGUGUGUGUUUGUGCGUGUCUCGCUGGUAAAUGUCUUGAUGAAUGUCAGCAAGUUGGUCUUCUUCUGGACUGAAGUCUGUACUGUCCUUCAGCUGAUGCAGCAGUCUUCUCACACCUGGAUCCUUCUCAACCUGUAGCAUUGAUUUCAAUCUAUCUUCAUUUUGAUAAAUCGAUAUUGAUUCUCCUAUCCCAAGAUCUGCCAGGGGCUGUAAGGUCUGUGCUGAAAUAAACACCAAACAUUA
This is a messenger RNA of Carassius gibelio (silver crucian carp), 2889 nucleotides long. RefSeq names its product lanC-like protein 2. NCBI's taxonomy places the organism in Eukaryota, Metazoa, Chordata, Actinopteri, Cypriniformes, Cyprinidae. Bases 366 to 1664 code for a protein of 432 amino acids. The record is from RefSeq and is a predicted model, not a curated record. Gene Ontology annotation, biological process: carbohydrate metabolic process; peptide modification. The transcript has 10 exons. Gene Ontology annotation, cellular component: plasma membrane.